AUGCAAAUCUCAACACAGUCUACCCCCACGGGAGUGCUUUUAUUAGAUCUCCCUUCGGAAAUCCAUAUGCAAAUAACCUCCUUCCUCUCAUACCCGGAUGCUUUGGCUUUAAAACACACUAGUCGCUAUUUCUACGACAUGGUCUAUACAGGUGUACACCUAAAAGUCGAAUGGCUCGUCGAGCGAUUCGAGCGGAAGCUUGAAUGUCCAAUGGAGAAAUGCUCAUUUCGCACCGAUGAAUCCUUUUGCAAUGAACGAGUUCGCCAAAUUAUGGAACGUCGCCGGUGGCAUCUUGAAUGUCGGCGUGUACCUGGUGGUUGCUGGGUGGUGGAGGGUCAGACUUGUCGAACAGAUCUAGUGCCAUCCUGGUUGAAGAGAGCUCGGACACGAAAACGGAUUGAGUACGUUGGUUUAUUGAUGCGAGAAGCGGUUAUUGUUGUUAUUCUUGCAUUUUUGAUUAAAGUAUCGUGGGUGCUACUUAGAAGAUCAUACAACGGGGUCCCAAACUUUGCGGUCACUUUUUAA
Molecule: messenger RNA, 525 nt
Organism: Penicillium odoratum
Lineage: Eukaryota; Fungi; Ascomycota; Eurotiomycetes; Eurotiales; Aspergillaceae
Exons: 3
Coding region: 1-525 (174 amino acids)
Molecular function (GO): protein binding
Source: RefSeq, a predicted model, not a curated record